Messenger RNA from Talaromyces stipitatus ATCC 10500, 723 nucleotides. RefSeq lists its product as uncharacterized. The coding region runs from base 1 to 723 and encodes 240 amino acids. Gene Ontology annotation, biological process: vesicle-mediated transport. Lineage: Eukaryota; Fungi; Ascomycota; Eurotiomycetes; Eurotiales; Trichocomaceae. Gene Ontology annotation, cellular component: Mon1-Ccz1 complex; intracellular membrane-bounded organelle. The record is from RefSeq and is a predicted model, not a curated record. The transcript has 3 exons.
AUGAUUGACCACGAAUCUCUCUCCGUCAUCCCCGCGCAAGUCGGCUUCCUCACCAUCUACAACCCCUCCUUGGGGACGACAGACGAAACGCUCCAGGACCAGAUCGUCUUCUACUAUUCCUCGUCACAACAGGCUAGUCGGUCAUCGAACAGCGCAAAUGCUUUGUCAACCAGCCCUGACCCCGAGCAGCAGAGGAGCAAGGAUGACACAAAUGAGAGAUUGCGCAAAAUUGGCCUGGCGCAGGGCAUGGUAAAUUUUGCAAAAAAUUUCUCCAAUGGCCAGCCUGUUGAUCAUGUCGAGACUGAAAAGUCGCGGAUUGUUCUCAAUGAACUUAAAAGCGACUGGUGGAUACUAGCUUCCAUAAAUCUCACUCGAAUAUCAUUUCCUAAUACCGUCAAUGCGUCUUCCAAAACCUCUCCUUCAGUCGAGUACUCUUCGCGAGAAAUAUACCCUCCUCGAUCCCUAAUCCAACAACUCCGACGAGCGCAUGCGAUAUUCCUGUUACACCAUGGCGAUUCAUUGAGCACCCUCUACCAACGUAUUGGAAGAGACUCUUUCUGCAAGCUUCUCGGUCGCUUCUGGAACAGAUUUGUCCGCCACUGGCUCGUACUCCUCCACGGCAACCCGGCCGUGGAUUUAUUCAAUGGCGUGAAACUGGCUGUGGGCGGAGAACUUGGGAUUGGCAUCCAUUUCUUGCAAUUGCGCAAGAUCCAUGGUAUUUGA